AUGGGGUGGUAUUUUAAGACUGCCUUCCAGGCUGAUAGGAAUGCACUACGCAAGCUCUCAGCUACGAAGACAGCGGCACCUAAUGCACCUAUCGACAACACGGCCGACAACCAAUGGCGCAACAGCAACGCAACGGAUGUUCAGCCUCCCCACAUGAACAACGAGGUGCAGAUCGCCGCUUCUACCCUUAAAUAUGUCGACCGGACAUUGCUCGAUGCUGGUUUAGGAAACCGGUACUCUCAGGUUGCUGCGGGCGACAUGUAUAUGAAAGGCAAAGGGGUCCCACAAGAUUACCAAGCAGCUAUGGAUUGGUACCUGAAGGCAACUGAGCAAGGAGAUCCUGCCGGUCAACGUAACGUCGGGCGUUUGCAUUACUACGGCCAUGGCGUCCCUCGGGACUAUUCGGCCGCCAUGAGCUGGACUCUUAAAGCCGCCAACCAGGGUUACUCGCCCGCGCAGCGCAACGUCGGCCUUCUCAAUAAGCUUGGCCAAGGUGUACCCCAAGAUGAUGAACGAGCAAUGUUCUGGCAUCUCAAGGCCGCCAAUCAAGGAUUAGCGAUUUCUCAAGAAACAAUUGGGGAUUUCUAUAGCAAUGGCCUGGGUGUGCCCCGGGACUAUACGAAAGCAGCCGAGUGGUAUCGAAGAGCCGCUGACCAGGGACACGCCUACGCCGAGACAUCAUUGGCGUACAUGAGGAAAAAGGGUCAAUUUUUAGUUAGAACAAGAUCGAACAUGUGUGUGUGA
This is a messenger RNA of Linnemannia hyalina, 744 nucleotides long. NCBI's taxonomy places the organism in Eukaryota, Fungi, Mortierellomycota, Mortierellomycetes, Mortierellales, Mortierellaceae. The record is from the annotation of a GenBank genome assembly.